GGCCAGGAGAGAAGAAGGCUCGCUUGCCCUUCCCUCCACGGGCCGCUGGAGGCGCCCGGGAAGGGGGCGGGGCCUUAGGGCGGGGCCAAUCGAUGUUAUCCAGCUCCGACGCGCCUGGCCCGUGAGGUUGGCCCGGGUCCGCUAGGGUGGGUGGCCCGGGCUUCGCGCGGCCGGCCAUGUGGGGCAGCGAACGCCUAGUGGGUGCAGGGGGAAGUGGGACUGUCGUAACUGUGGCUUUCACCAACGCUCGUGACUGCUUCCUCCGUUUGCCUCGGCGCCUGGUGUCCCAGCUGCACCUGCUGCAGAAUCAAGCUAUAGAAGUAGCCUGGGGUCACCAGCCUGCAUUCUUGAGCUGGGUGGAAGGCAGACAUUUUUGUGAUCAAGGUGAAAAUGUGGCUGAAAUUAACAGACAUGUUGGUCAGAAACUUGGACUGUCAAAUGGGGAACAGGUGUUUCUCAAGCCAUGUUCCCAUGUGAUGUCUUGUCAGCAAGUUGAGGUGGAACCCCUGUCAGCAGAUGAUUGGGAGAUACUGGAACUGCAUGCUGUUUCCCUGGAACAGCAUCUUCUAGAUCAAAUUCGAAUUGUUUUUCCACAAGCCAUUUUUCCUGUUUGGGUCGAUCAGCACACUUACAUAUUUAUUCAAAUUGUUGCACUAAUACCAAGAGCCACUUAUGGAAGGUUGGAGACCGACACCAGACUCCUUAUUCAGCCAAAGACCCGCCAAGCCAAAGAAAAUACAUUUUCUAAAGCAGAUAAUGCAUGUGGAACAUCUCAUAAUUAUGGAAGAGAUGAAAAAGGAUUAGCAGAAGAACUCCAAACCAAGCAACAUCAGUCAAAUACUAUACAUGGUACUGGGUCUGAUAAAACAGAUUCAGAGGAUACAGUUGACUCACCAUCAGUACCAAGCUUCUGGGCUAUGAUAGGAAGCAUUUUCUCUUUUGGGUCUGAAAAGAAACAAGAGACAUCCUGGGGUGUGACUGAAAUCAGUGCAUUCAAAAAUAUGCAGUCAAAGGUUGUUCCUGUAGACAAUAUUUUCCGAGUAUGUAAAUCUCAGCCUCCCAGUGUAUGCAAUGCAUCAGCAACUUCUAUAUUUCACAAACACUCUACCAUUCAUGUAUUUCCAUGGGACCAGGAAUAUUUUGAUGUGGAGCCCAGCUUUACUGUGACCUAUGGAAAGCUGGUUCAUCUACUUUCUCCAAAGCAACAGCAAAGUAAAACAAAGCAAAAUGUCCUGCCACCUGAAAAAGACAAGCAGAUGUCAGAACUAUUAUGUCAAAAACAAACUAACCUAGACCAUAAUCAAGAAGCCGGUAAGGCCUGUGUGCUAAAGGUGGUAUGGAAUGGACUUGAGGAAUUGAAGAAUGCCAUAAAAUACACCAAAAAUGUGGAAGCUCUCCACCUUGGGAAGGUCUGGAUUCCAGAUGACCUGAGAAAGAGAUUGAAUAUAGAAAUGCAUGCAGUGGUCAGAAUAACUCCACUGGAAGUUACCCCUAAAAUUCCAAGAUCUCUAAAGUUACAGCCUAGAGAAAACCUACCUAAAGACAUAACUGAAGAAAACAUAAAAACUGUGUUCUAUUCAUGGCUUCAGCAGUCUUCUACAACCACGCUUCCUUUGGUAAUAUCAGAGGAGGAAUAUAUUCAGCUGGAAAUUAAUGAUGGGUUGAAGGAAUUUUCUCUGAAUAUAGUUCAUUCUUGGGAAAAAGAAAAAGAAGAUAUUUUUCUGUUGAGUACCAAUCUGCUGCAGAAGAUCACAAUACAAGUCCUUCUAGAUCCUAUGCUAAAAGAAGAAAACAGUGAGGAAAUUGACUUUAUUCUUCCUUUUUUAAAGCUGAACUGCUUGGGAGGAGUGGCCUCCUUAGGCCUGUCCUCCGUGGAGCACAUCACCCACAGCCUCCUGGGACGCCCCCUGUCUCGGCAGCUGAUGUCUCUCGUGGCGGGACUUCGGAAUGGAGCCCUUUUACUCACAGGAGGGAAGGGGAGUGGAAAAUCAGCUUUAGCCAAAGCAGUCUGUAAAGAAGCAUUUGACAUACUGGAUGCCCAUGUGGAGGUAGUUGACUGUGAAGCUUUGCGAGGAAAAAGGCUUGAAAAUAUACAAAAAACCCUAGAGGCAGCUUUCUCAGAGGCAGCGUGGCGGCAGCCUGCAGUGGUUCUGCUGGACGACCUUGAUCUCCUUGCCGGCCUGCCGGCCCCGCCGGAACACGAGCACGGUCCUGAGGCGGUACAGAGCCAGCGGCUGGCACAUGCUCUGAAUGAUAUUUUGAAAGAGUUUAUUUCCAUGGGAAGUUUGGUUGCACUGAUUGCCACAAGCCAAUCUCAGCAUUCUCUCCAUCCUUCACUUGUUUCUGCUCAAGGAAUUCACACGUUUCAGUGUGUCCACCAUAUUCAACCUCCCGAUCAGGAACAAAGACGUGAAAUUCUGCAUAACGUAAUAAAAAAUAAACUGAAUUAUGAUAUAAAUAAGUUCACCGAUCUUGACCUGCAACCUAUAGUGAAAGAAACUGAAGGGUUUGUGGCGAGAGAUUUUACGGUGCUUGUGGAUCGAGCCAUACAUUCUCGUCUCUCUUAUCAGAGUAUAUCCACCAGGGAAGAAUUAGUUUUAACAACACUGGACUUCCAGAAGGCUCUCCAAGGAUUUAUUCCUGCAUCUCUGCGAAACAUCAACCUGCACAAACCUCAGGACCUGGGCUGGGAUAAGAUUGGUGGAUUACAUGAAGUGCGGCAGAUACUUAUGGAUACUAUCCAGUUACCAGCCAAGUACCCAGAAUUAUUUGUGAACUUGCCCAUACGGCAGAGAACGGGAGUGCUGCUGUACGGGCCUCCCGGGACGGGGAAAACCCUGCUCGCUGGAGUCAUUGCACGAGAGAGUGGGAUGAAUUUUAUUAGUGUCAAGGGGCCGGAGUUACUCAGCAAAUAUAUUGGAGCAAGUGAACAAGCUGUUCGGGAUAUUUUUAUUAGAGCACAGGCUGCAAAGCCCUGCAUUCUGUUCUUCGAUGAAUUUGAAUCCAUUGCCCCUCGCCGAGGCCAUGAUAACACAGGAGUCACAGACCGAGUCGUUAAUCAGUUGCUGACCCAGCUGGAUGGAGUAGAAGGCUUACAGGGUGUUUAUGUGCUGGCUGCUACCAGUCGCCCUGACUUGAUUGACCCUGCCCUGCUUAGGCCUGGCCGCCUGGACAAAUGUGUAUACUGUCCUCCUCCUGAUCAGGUGACAGUUCCGUAUUCAGAGUCCAAAACCCAACAAAUGCUACACUCUUUCCUUGUGAACUUGUGCCAGGUGUCACGUCUUGAAAUUUUGAAUGCUCUCAGUGACUCUCUCCCUCUGGCGGACGAUGUGGACCUUCAGCACGUGGCCUCAGUAACUGACUCCUUCACGGGAGCCGACCUGAAAGCACUGCUUUACAACGCCCAGCUAGAGGCCUUGCACGGAAGGCUGCUGUCCUGUGGGCUCCCCGAUGGAAGCUCCAGUUCUGACAGUGAUCUGAGUCUGUCUUCAAUGGUUUUUCUUAACCACAGCAGUGGCUCUGAUGACUCAACUGGAGAUGGAGAGUGUGGCUUAGAUCAGUCCCUUGUUUCUCUAGAGAUGUCUGAGAUGCUUCCGGAUGAGUCCAAGUUCAACAUGUACCGGCUCUACUUUGGAAGCUCUUAUGAAUCGGAACUUGGAAAUGGAACCUCUUCUGAUUUGAGCUCACAGUGCCUGUCUGCACCAAGCUCCAUGACUCAGGAUUUCCCUGCAGUUCCUACGAAAGAGCAGUUGCUCUCACAGCCUCCCGUGUUCAGAACAGCUUCACAAGAAGGCUCCCAAGAACUUACACAGGAACAGAGAGAUCAACUGAGAGCAGAUAUCAGUAUUAUCAAAGGCAGAUACCGGAGCCAAAGUGGAGAGGAUGACUCCCUUAACCGUCCAGGACCAGUCAGAGCCAGUCUGGCCAUUAGUCAGUCUCAUUUAAUGACCGCUCUCAGUCACACAAGGCCAUCCAUUAGUGAAGAUGACUGGAAGAAUUUUGCUGAGCUGUAUGAAAGCUUUCAAAAUCCAAAGAAGAGGAAAAAUCAAAGUGGAACAAUGUUUCGACCUGGACAGAAAGUAACUCUGGCAUAAAAUAUACUUCUGAUUUUUUUUCUUGGUGACUUGUCCCUAUGUUGUAAUAGUAAAAAUUGUGUCUGUAAUUUUUUAAAAUAAAUUAAUUAAGUUGUAAAAUCACAGAUUUGUAAACCUGUGGUUAUAUAAUGAUCAAGAUUACUUGAGAGUAAUACUGUAUAAUGGGAUAUUUAUAACAGAUUCUGUAUUUUAUUUCCUAUAAAUCUGUAUUAAACCCUUAAUGAAAUACUUGCCAAACAGUGUAAUUUUUUUCUUUUGAAGAAAAAGAUA
This is a messenger RNA of Artibeus jamaicensis (Jamaican fruit-eating bat), 4364 nucleotides long. It is a transcript of the gene PEX1, whose product is annotated as peroxisomal biogenesis factor 1. The transcript has 24 exons. Gene Ontology annotation, cellular component: peroxisome; peroxisomal membrane; cytosol. NCBI's taxonomy places the organism in Eukaryota, Metazoa, Chordata, Mammalia, Chiroptera, Phyllostomidae. The record is from RefSeq and is a predicted model, not a curated record. Gene Ontology annotation, molecular function: ATP binding; ATP hydrolysis activity. Gene Ontology annotation, biological process: protein import into peroxisome matrix. Bases 177 to 4094 code for a protein of 1305 amino acids.